AUGCACGAACAUCCCGACGACGGAUGGGUCACCUUUGGACAGAGAUCGAUCGCCAUGAAAAACCAGGGCCCUGGGACUCGGAGUAUCCAUCAGUUUUGGUAUGAGCUGGCCGGACCACGCCUCAUGGAGAUAUACCUAGUCGCAUGGUCUUUCCCUCAAGGCAUCAGCCAGCAGCUCCUCGAUGCAAACUUGCGAUCCGAAAGCCAUGCCUUGCUUGACUUGCAACCGACAAUCAAGACUGCUCUCAAUUCUCUUGCACCUAUUGAGCGUCUGCCUCCCGAAACGUUGAGCUAUUGUUUUCUAUUGCUCAGGACCGAGGAAGUGGGGAGAUUGAGAGACGAGGAUGACUAUCUCUCCGACUCGACCGGCAUAGAGUGGCUAAUAGCUAUCACCCAUGUCUGUCGAAGGUGGCGGACUGUAGCGCUGGAUGCAAAGGCUCUUUGGCGUCAGCUAGACGUGCGCAGUGGUCCUCAAUGGUCCAAAGCUAUGUUAUCGCGGGCUGGGUCUCUCCCGCUCGUUAUUAAUUGCCACAGUCUUGACAUUGAAGAUUGUGUGGCUUGGAUUCAGGACGACGUCAUUCCCAACAUGGACCGUGUAGAAGAGAUACAUCUAUCUUGCAGGCUUUCUCCUUCGGAGUGGGACUACCGUAACGGACUUGUGGAGUUAUGCGCUCACGCGGCCCCAAUGCUAAAAUCAUUUCAUUUCGCGCUGGAACUAGACGACCGCCCGUUCACAGACAUACACUUCCCAGAGCCCUUAUUUGGCGGAGCCGCUCCUUCGUUAUCCCAAAUCACACUCGCGGGCGUCAUGUAUUUCUACUCUCCUCCCUGUUCGUCCUUCCACAACCUGACAUCGCUGUUCUUAUCUGCUGCCGUUGAAACAGACUUUACAGGCCAUAAGUUUCGCGAUGAAGAUAUAUGGUGGGGACCCUCAGUCGAACAGGCCCAUAUUAACUUUGAUGACCUGCUCGACGCUCUGGAACAGUCACCCUCUCUCCAGUACUUGACAGUCAUUUUGUGCUUGGGGUCCGACCGUGACGUUGAACCCGACCGAAACGUGGCACGUGUUGUGCGACUUCCUCACAUGAAGAACAUCAUACUUUGCGACGAGGCUUCUGAAUGUGCGCGCCUGAUGCAACAUAUCUAUCUCCCUCCGACCUCUCUUCGAUCUAUCUCCGCCGCGAUAGAAGAGGAUAUGCUAAACGAUGAGGCCUUACUAGAGGACCUCGUGAGGACGCUAAUGCUCCAUGACAGUAUGCAAGGCCGCAUGCGGGUCGUUUCCAUCGAACUUGAGCAUGACUUCGUACCAUGGCGGUACCCUGGUGAGCCCACGUUGAGCGGGACGCAUGCUUAUCUGAAACACUGGCUCCAUCCUCCUCCCAAUAUACCCUACGACGACUGGGAGAUCCAGCUCCCGGCGGACAUCCCCGAUAUGAAAAUCACACUCAUAGGAGCUUCUGGCAUGGAAGAUGAGUUACAUUCCAUCAUGAACGCGUUCACCCGAGGGAUGGAUUUUAGCGCAGUGGAGACAUUUUCCGCUUAUUUUCAUGUCAGCCCUUGGUACUUUGACCCGUCUACGCUUUCCGUGGACUGGUGGUUGGAUAAUCUCGGUCAGAUGCGACAACUGAGCCGCAUUGCCCUAUCCGAGAGGCUGGGCAAUAUCUUCAUUGAGGUUCUCUCCCGGCGUGGAACAGGCGAAGGCAUAUUUCACCCUAAACUUAGCCAUGUCGCACUAUCCCAGGUCGACUUUGACGAACGUCUCUUUGGCGAGCAGACGGCAUACGAUACCUUAUACUCUACACUCAACGCAAGGUCGUCAUCGGGGCGACCCCUACAGUGGCUAUUGCUCGAGGAUUGCACGAUCUCGAAGCGCUGGGUACAGGAACUGUCGAAGGUAGUCGACGGCGUGUUGUGGGACGAUGACUGGGGCAGUCUUGAGGACGAGGACGAAGGCGACGCCAGUGACAGCGAUAGUGAGGACGAGGAUGAGUAUGAUGACCACGACGUUCGUAGACACUUUCGAAGAGGUGGAAUGGUGAUAGAUGGCGUCUGGGCCGAGCCAUCGGGGUUGGGGGAUUCCUUGGGAGAUGAGGUGGGCGACGAAGAGACGAACUAG
Molecule: messenger RNA, 2115 nt
Organism: Stereum hirsutum FP-91666 SS1
Lineage: Eukaryota; Fungi; Basidiomycota; Agaricomycetes; Russulales; Stereaceae
Exons: 2
Coding region: 1-2115 (704 amino acids)
Source: RefSeq, a predicted model, not a curated record